UCGCAAACCGCCACCAUGCUCAACAUAAAUCGCCAGUUCGGCAAGUUCAUGAAGCGUUCAGCGGAUGAGAGUCAGGUCUCUGUUCUGCUUAAGGAUUUCGAUGAUGCCGAUAAGCUGCUACAGAAGAUCAUUGAAUCGAGUAAAGCAUGGCGCGACGCAUGGUCGUCCAUCUUCACAUACCAGGCUCGACUUAUCCUGGAAUUCGAGCAGCUGUAUAACCCCAUAAUCGGCGCGUCGGAGCCAUCGUCAGACCAUACCCCAGCUGUCGUCCCUGAACACACGUUACACCGUGUAGUCCGAUUGAGAGAGGAAUAUAGUUCAUUAAAGGAAGAUCUAGUCGCGGAAGUGAGUGCUGUCGAUGACCGGAUCAUUCGACCAGCUAUGGACGCAAGAGAUUAUCUUCAGCCGCUGAAAAAAGUUAUAAAGAAACGAGAGGAUAAAAAGCUGGAUUUCGAAAGGUAUCAGGGCCGAGUAGACUCAGCGAGGAAGAAGACAAAACGUUCUGAUAGAGAUAAUGCUGCUUUAGCAAAGGCUGAAGCGGAUUUGGCCAAAGCUACAGAUGAUUACAAUGCUGCUGAUAACCAUCUCCGCUCUAUUCUUCCAGGGAUAAUAACAGCAACCUUCUCUAUUCUCCCACACCUUCUGGGCGCACAGAUCGAGAUUCAAAACACUCUGCUGGCUCUUUACUAUACCUCACUCCACACAUACUGUGAAGAGCAGCAGCUCCCGUCUCCCCCACCACCAAUGGAGGAUAUAAUCCGGGCAUUUGAGGAGAAUUUCCUCAAUGUACAACGUGAGAUAGAAAGUUUCAACUGCAUUGCCGGCGGUAAGACUGCCCGUCAGCCCCGGACAUCCGGCGACCAGAGGAACGGGAACCACGGCUUGUCAAAUGGCCGGCCAGUUAUUGGUGCUAGCAGCAACUCGCGCAAGCCAUCUACCUCUCCUAAAUCCCUUUCUCGCCUGCCAUCUACCCCGUCAUUGGACCCCAGACCCCGAAUCGGCCGCUACACAUCUUCCUCUCAGCUCGACACCUCUCCCGACCAUCAACACAACUCUCCCUCUCCAGCACACGAGCCCCCAAGCAACAAUACUGUCCACCAUUUUUCUCCCGCACCUGCACCCCCACACAACCCACCCCAUUAUGUUCCUCCCAUACCCACCAGUACGAAGCCAAUCCAGGCCACAACCCCUUCUAUGGCUGGGAUAGCAUCUCUUGCAGCCGCGGCUGCGAAAAAGAAACCUCCACCUCCACCGCCACCACGGACGCCAUCCGCCAGCCAAAUUCAAUUUGUUACUGCACUCUAUGACUUUGGCGGGCAGGGAGCUGGAGACCUUGUAUUCAAGGAAGGGGAUCGAAUCCGUGUCAUCAAGAAGACGGAUAGUACUGAUGACUGGUGGCAGGGAGAAUUGCGUGGUGUCAGGGGCAGUUUCCCCGCAAAUUACUGCUCGUGA
Molecule: messenger RNA, 1452 nt
Organism: Microsporum canis CBS 113480
Lineage: Eukaryota; Fungi; Ascomycota; Eurotiomycetes; Onygenales; Arthrodermataceae
Product: SH3 domain signaling protein
Exons: 4
Coding region: 16-1452 (478 amino acids)
Biological process (GO): endocytosis; plasma membrane tubulation; actin cortical patch localization
Cellular component (GO): mating projection tip; actin cortical patch; Rvs161p-Rvs167p complex
Molecular function (GO): protein binding; lipid binding
Source: RefSeq, a predicted model, not a curated record